AUGACUGUUAUGGCUCCUAUGGAGAUUUGUAUUUUCUUUGAUUUGGUGAACAAGGCGAGAGUUGUUAAAGAAUAUGCAAAGACAGUAGCUUCGCCAAAGGACACUCAUAGAGGAAACUCUAGUAGGGGACGUGGCAAGUACUUUCAGCCGAGGGGCAGAAUUUCAAGAGAGGAGGACAUGUGCCUCAAGGUCAAGGAGGCUUCAGAAAGAACACUCAUAAUCAGUUUCAGUAUGCUAAAGGGAACGGAAAUCAAAAUAAGGGUGAAAGAGGAUAAUAUUCCUAAGACUACAUUUAGGACGCGCUAUGGACACUACGAGUUUGCGGUGAUGUCCUUUGGGUUGACGAAGGCACCUGCUGUGUUCAUGGAUUACAUGAACAGAGUAUUCCGUCCCUUUUUGAACAAAUUCGUGGUGGUUUUCAUAGACGACAUCUUAGUUUAUUCUAAGAUGGUGAAGGAGCAUGAAGAACAUUUGAGGAUUGUGUUGCAAAUCUUAAAGGAUCGGAAAUUGUAUGCUAAGCUGUCCAAGUGUGAGUUUUGGAAAGAGGAAGUGAAGUUCUUAGGUCACGUGGUGAGCAAAGGAGGAAUAACGAUGGAUCCUUCUAAGGUAGAAGCAGUGAUGGAAUGGGAAAGGUCAACGACGGUGAUGGAAGUUAGGAGUUUCUUGGGCCUAGCCAGAUAUUACCAGAGAUUUAUUGAUGGAUUUUCCAGGAGUGCACUACCGAUGACUAAGUCGACAAGGAAGGAGGUGUCAUUCAAAGUGAAGAUAGAGCAUCAGAAACCAUCGGGAAUGCUACAGCCACUUGAGAUUCCUCAAUGGAAGUGGGAAGGAAUUCCAAUGGACUUUGUGACCGGUUUACCAAGGACUAGGUCAGGAUUCGAUGCGGUUUGGGUGAUCGUGGAUCGCUUAACCAAAUCCACUCAUUUUCUGCCUAUCCGAGCAAACUAUUCUAUGGAGGAGUUAGCGAGAUUGUACAUUAAAGAGAUCAUAAGGUUGCACGGUGUACCAUCGAGCAUAGUGUCGGACCGUGAUCUCCGAUUCACAUCAAGGUUUUGGGGAGCUUUCCAAAGGGCUUUCGGUAUGAAGCUAUGUCUCAAUACCGCAUAUCAUCCACAAAUGGAUGGACAGUCGGAAAGGACUAUUUAG
This is a messenger RNA of Arachis duranensis, 1146 nucleotides long. RefSeq lists its product as uncharacterized. Gene Ontology annotation, biological process: DNA integration. Lineage: Eukaryota; Viridiplantae; Streptophyta; Magnoliopsida; Fabales; Fabaceae. The transcript has 3 exons. Gene Ontology annotation, molecular function: nucleic acid binding. The record is from RefSeq and is a predicted model, not a curated record. The coding region runs from base 1 to 1146 and encodes 381 amino acids.